ACUGAAUUUUGUGAAGGACAUUCUAUUGAUGUGCCUAAUAUGGAGAAUUUUGUUCAUGGUCGAUCUCGAAAAAGGCUUAAGGGUGGAGAACCAAUGACAUAUCUUCAUCAUUUUCGGAUCGAUAUCUUCAUAAAGGUAAUUGAUGUUAUUGCAAUGGAAAUGGAUAAACACUUCACUGAGGCAAAUACAGAGCUACUUAGAUGUGUGAUGUGUUUGGAUCCUUCAAAUUCUUUUGCAAAUUUUGAUCAUGUCCGCUUAUUGCAACUAGCUAAGUUGUAUUCAGAUGAUUUUAGUUCCACUGAUAUAAUUGAGCUUGACCAUCAACUUCAAAAUUAUAUCUGUGAUAUGAGAUCAAAUGAGAUAUUCUCAAAUAUUUCCAAUCUUGGAGAUCUUGCAAAGAAGAUGGUGGAGAUAAAUUACCACACUUAUUUCCCUUUAGUCUACCGACUAAUCGAGUUAGCUUUGAUAUUGCCGGUUGGAACAGCUAGUGUGGAAAGAACUUUUUCAGCGAUGAAUGUGGUGAAGACUGAUUUACGCAACCGAUUAGGAGAUGACUUACUAUCAGACUGUUUGGUGUGUUACUUUGAGAAAGAAAUUUUUAGGAGUAUCGAUGAUGAAGUGAUUAUGCAAUCUUUUCAAAACUUGGCGUCUAGAAGAAACCAAUUGCGACCACUAAAAAUUCGUCGACCAAAUCCUUGUUAGAUGUAUAAAUAAUAGAUUUAUUUUGUUCGGUGAAAAAUAUUGGAUUUGUUAUCUAUAAAAUUAUAUUGGAUCUAUUGUGUUGGAUAAACAUGUUAAAUUAUUUGGAAAAUGUCCAUAUUUUAGGGAUG
This is a messenger RNA of Manihot esculenta (cassava), 830 nucleotides long. RefSeq lists its product as uncharacterized. Lineage: Eukaryota; Viridiplantae; Streptophyta; Magnoliopsida; Malpighiales; Euphorbiaceae. The record is from RefSeq and is a predicted model, not a curated record. The transcript is spliced from 2 exons. Bases 40 to 702 code for a protein of 220 amino acids. Gene Ontology annotation, molecular function: protein dimerization activity.